This is a messenger RNA of Aureobasidium melanogenum CBS 110374, 366 nucleotides long. RefSeq names its product NAD(P)-binding protein. Bases 1 to 366 code for a protein of 121 amino acids. The record is from RefSeq and is a predicted model, not a curated record. Lineage: Eukaryota; Fungi; Ascomycota; Dothideomycetes; Dothideales; Saccotheciaceae. The transcript has 2 exons.
AUGGCUGCAAGACUCAGCACCAGAGCUGUUAGGCAGGCCACCGUCUCAGCCCGAAACACAUUCAGUCUGUCGCACGCCAGGACAUUCGCGAGUACUUUGCGUCGGGAGGCCAAGAGGACGGCCAUUGUCACUGGUGCCAGUCGUGGAAUCGGCAAGGCAAUUGCUCUUCGUCUCGCCCAGGAUGGCUACGAUCUAUGCAUCAACGAUGUCGAAGCCAACAAGCAGGGUAUCGAUGAUGUCGUCAACCAAGUCAAAUCAACCGGCGUCAAUGCCGUAGGUGCCGUCGGCGACGUCUCGGAUCUUUCACAGGUCGAGUCUGUUAUACAGACCAGCGUCAAGGAACUUGGUCCGCUAAACACAAUGUAA